UCCGGGGAGAGCCAGCCAGCGAGCGAGCGGGCGGCGCAGCCGGCGCGUCUGGGCAGCCUCGCUGGGAGGGAGGGGGCGGCCGGCCGCCCGGCGGCGACUCCGGGCCCCGGCCGCCACCAUGGGCUUCGAGCUGGACCGCUUCGACGGGGACGUGGACCCGGACCUGAAGUGCGCGCUGUGCCACAAGGUCCUGGAGGACCCUCUGACCACGCCGUGCGGCCACGUCUUCUGCGCCGGCUGCGUGCUGCCCUGGGUGGUACAGGAGGGCAGUUGCCCCGCGCGUUGCCGCGGUCGCCUCUCGGCCAAGGAGCUCAACCACGUCCUGCCGCUCAAACGCCUGAUUCUCAAGCUGGACAUCAAGUGCGCUCACGCGGCGCGCGGCUGCGGCCAGGUGGUCAAGCUGCAGCAGCUGCCCGAGCAUCUCGAGCGCUGCGAGUUCGCGCCCGCGCGCUGCCGCCACGCGGGCUGCGGCCAGGUGCUGCUGCGGCGCGACGUGGAGGCGCACAUGCGCGAUGCGUGCGAUGCGCGGCCGGUGGGCCGCUGCCAGGAAGGCUGCGGGCUGCCCCUGACGCACGGCGAGCAGCGGGCGGGCGGCCACAGCUGCGCGCGAGCCCUGCGGGCGCACAACGGCGCGCUGCAGGCCCGCCUGGGCGCGCUGCACAAGGCGCUCAAGAAGGAGGCGCUGCGCGCGGGCAAGCGCGAAAAGUCGCUGGUGGCGCAGCUGGCCGCCGCACAGCUAGAGCUGCAGAUGACCGCUCUGCGCUACCAGAAGAAGUUCACCGAGUACAGCGCGCGCCUCGACUCGCUCAGCCGCUGCGUGGCCACGCCGCCCGGCGGCAAGGGUGAAGAAACAAAAAGCUUGACUCUUGUCCUGCACCGAGACUCUGGCUCACUGGGAUUCAAUAUUAUUGGUGGCCGGCCAUGUGUGGACAACCAAGAUGGAUCGUCCAGUGAAGGAAUCUUUGUGUCCAAAAUAGUUGACAGUGGGCCGGCAGCCAAGGAUGGAGGCCUGCAGAUUCAUGACAGGAUUAUUGAGGUCAACGGCAAAGACUUAUCCAGAGCAACUCAUGACCAGGCUGUGGAAGCUUUCAAGACGGCCAAAGAACCCAUCGUGGUACAGGUGUUGAGGAGAACGCCUCGAACCAAAAUGUUCACGGCUCCAUCAGAGUCACAGAUGGUGGACACGGGAACCCAGACCGACAUCACCUUUGAGCACAUCAUGGCUCUUACUAAGAUGUCGUCGCCCACCCCGCCUGUGCUGGACCCCUACCUCCUGCCUGAGGAGCAUCCCUCAGCCCACGAGUACUACGAUCCAAAUGACUACAUGGGAGGCAUCCAUCAGGAGAUGGACAGGGAGGAACUGGAGCUGGAGGAGGUGGACCUCUACAGGGUCAACAGCCAGGACAAGCUGGGCCUCACGGUGUGCUACCGGACGGACGACGAGGAGGACAUUGGGAUUUACAUAAGCGAGAUCGACCCCAACAGCAUCGCGGCCAAAGAUGGGCGCAUCCGUGAAGGAGACCGCAUUAUCCAGAUUAAUGGGAUAGAGGUACAGAACCGCGAGGAGGCUGUGGCUCUUCUAACCAGUGAAGAAAACAAGAACUUUUCUUUGCUAAUUGCAAGGCCGGAACUCCAGCUGGACGAGGGCUGGAUGGAUGACGACAGAAAUGACUUUCUGGACGACCUGCACAUGGACAUGCUGGAGGAGCAACACCACCAGGCCAUGCAGUUCACAGCCUGCGUGCUGCAGCAGAAGAAGCACGAGGAAGACGGGGGAACGACGGACACGGCCACCAUCCUGUCCAACCAGCAUGAGAAGGACAGCGGCGUGGGGCGGACGGACGAGAGCACGCGCAACGACGAGAGCUCGGAGCAGGAGAACAACGGCGACGACGCGCCCGCGGCGCCCCCGCCGCUGGCGGGGCAGCGGAAGCUCACGUGCAGCCAGGACACGCUGGGCAGCGGGGACCUGCCCUUCAGCAACGAGUCCUUCAUCUCGGCCGACUGCGCCGACGCCGACUACCUGGGCAUCCCGGCGGACGAGUGCGAGCGCUUCCGGGAGCUGCUGGAGCUCAAGUGCCAGGUGAAGAGCGCGGGCCCCUACGGCCUGUGCUACCCCAGCGGGCCCCUGGACGCCGGCAAGAGCGACCCCGAGAGCGUGGACAAGGAGCUGGAGCUGCUGAACGAGGAGCUGCGCAGCAUCGAGCUGGAGUGCCUGAGCAUCGUGCGCGCGCACAAGAUGCAGCAGCUCAGGGAGCAGUACCGCGAGUCCUGGAUGCUGCACAACAGCGGCUUCCGCAACUACAACACCAGCGUGGACGUGCGCAGGCACGAGCUCUCCGACAUCACCGAGCUGCCCGAGAAGUCCGACAAGGACAGCUCGAGCGCCUACAACACCGGGGAGAGCUGCCGGAGCACCCCGCUCACCUUGGAGCUGUCCCCCGAUAACUCCCUGAGGAGAGCGGCCGAGGGCGGCGGUCCUGGCGGCGAAGGCGCCACGGGGCCCGCGGAAGCUUAUGGGCCAUCCCCAAAGAAUCUGCUCGCCAUCACGGAAGAUCCCGAAGUGGGCGCCCCGAACUACAGUCCUUCUAAAGAGCCGGACCCCAGCCAGGCCCCGGAGAGCAAGGAGCGGAGAGCCAGCGACGGCGGCGGCAGCCCCACGGCCAGCCCGAAGCCGGGCGGCUCCUACCUGGCGCCCUUCCCGCACUCGCCCUACAAGCACGCCCACAUCCCGGCGCACGCGCAGCACUACCAGAGCUACAUGCAGCUGAUCCAGCAGAAGUCGGCCGUGGAGUACGCGCAGAGCCAGAUGAGCCUGGUGAGCAUGUGCAAGGACCUGACCUCGGCCAACCAGGCGGAGCCCCGAAUGGAGUGGAAAGUGAAGAUCCGGAGCGACGGGACGCGCUACAUCACCAAGCGGCCGGUGCGGGACCGCCUGCUGCGGGAGCGCGCGCUCAAGAUCCGCGAGGAGCGCAGCGGCAUGACCACGGACGACGACGCGGUCAGCGAGCUGAAGCUGGGCCGGUACUGGAGCAAGGAGGAGAGGAAGCAGCACGUGGUGAAGGCCAAGGAGCAGAGGCGGAGGCGCGAGUUCAUGAUGCAGAGCCGGCUCGACUGCCUGAAGGAGCAGCAGGGGGCCGACGACAGGAAGGAGAUGAACAUCCUCGAACUCAGCCACAAAAAGAUGAUGAAGAAGAGGAAUAAAAAGAUCUUCGAUAACUGGAUGACCAUCCAAGAACUCUUAACCCACGGCACGAAAUCCCCCGACGGCACUAGAGUAUACAAUUCGUUCCUCUCGGUGACUACUGUAUAAUUUUCACUUGUGCGUUAUGUACAGAAAAGAGACCACCACUACCAUUGGGGUAGAAAUUCCUGCCUCGUUCAAUGCGGCAAGUUUUUGUAUAUAAGAUAAAUACCGUCUUCAUGUUCAUAGUCGAAAUUGGCGACCCUUACAACUCUGUUAUUUGGAGGUGGACGUUGGGGAGGUAUUUUAAGUGGGGAAAAAACCCACCCUUAAACUAUCUUGGAAGGCAAUAUUAACAGAGCUUUUUUUUCAGAUAGCAAUGGUACUUUUUUACUCGUUACCUUUUACAUAAAGUGUUUUUAAGCAUACUUUCACAGAAUAAUUUGUUUAAACUAUAUUCAUAUAUGAGAGUUACACACGCUUUUCUUUUCCUGCCGAAAACAGAUACAACUGCCAGUGUGCAUUUUUAAUGGAACCCUAUUUUAUAAUGUUACUUUGCUAAAUGUGUUUCAUACUUAGGUCAAAGUUUCAACUCAAAACCACCAAACUCAGUGGUUAACGACUUAAUACACCUAACCAAACCAGCAGUUUUUAGAACUGGGAUACACAUUUAAACAUUUUUUUUCUGGUUAAAGUUCCCCAGAGUGGAAGGGUUUUAACAGAAAGCAAAAUAUCAUGCAGCUUUGUGGAAGUUUAAAGCAUGUUUGCAGAUACUGCAACCUGUUGGAAGAAUUUGCAUGUACAGGAAAGUUGUGGAUGGAGACGGUUUGUGGAGUUUUAAGUGCUCAUUGUAGUAAACCUUUGCUUUGUAGAUUUGAGGGGACAGACUUUUACAAGCAGAUUCAUGAAAUCAUGAUUAGUUGCAUACAUGAAGUAAAAUGAAGUUAAAAUAAAUUAUUAUUUUCUAUUUGA
Messenger RNA from Camelus dromedarius (Arabian camel), 4156 nucleotides. It is a transcript of the gene PDZRN3, whose product is annotated as PDZ domain containing ring finger 3. The transcript is spliced from 10 exons. Gene Ontology annotation, cellular component: neuromuscular junction. Gene Ontology annotation, biological process: neuromuscular junction development; protein ubiquitination. The record is from RefSeq and is a predicted model, not a curated record. The coding region runs from base 119 to 3313 and encodes 1064 amino acids. Gene Ontology annotation, molecular function: ubiquitin protein ligase activity; protein binding; zinc ion binding. NCBI's taxonomy places the organism in Eukaryota, Metazoa, Chordata, Mammalia, Artiodactyla, Camelidae.